GCGUUGUCCAGCUCCCCCUCACAGCCACCAUGACCUUCAACGGCAACUGGAAAAUUGAUCGCAAUGAUAACUAUGAGAAAUUCAUGGAAAAAAUGGGAAUCAACGUGGUGAAAAGGAAGCUGGCUGCUCACGACAACCUGAAGAUCACCAUCCAACAGGAUGGAAACAAGUUCGCUGUCAAGGAAACCAGCAAUUUCCGCAACCUGGAAAUAGACUUCACCCUGGGGGUUACCUUUGAGUACAGCCUUGCAGAUGGAACAGAACUAUCAGGCUCUUGGAACAUGGAGGGCGACAUGAUGAAGGGGAUCUUCAAUAGGAAGGACAACGGAAAGCAACUGACAACCACCCGAAUUGUCCAAGGAGAUGAGCUUAUACAGAGCUACAACUACGAAGGUGUGGACGCAAAGAGGAUUUUCAAGAAGGAUUAGACCGACUGAUUAACAAAAAUUUCAAAUGAAGACUUGACUUGAAGAUUACUUUCAGUAUUGUUUUGCAACUUACACCAACUCACACCAACAUAUCCUUCAAGAAAUGCACUGGCCUACUUGUACACAAGUAUAUGCAACAGAGGGUUUUGAUACAUUCAGGAAUAAAACCGUUCUUCGACUA
Pungitius pungitius (ninespine stickleback) is the source of this 609-nucleotide messenger RNA. RefSeq names its product fatty acid binding protein 2, intestinal (gene fabp2). Gene Ontology annotation, molecular function: long-chain fatty acid binding. Gene Ontology annotation, cellular component: nucleus; cytosol. The transcript is spliced from 4 exons. The coding region runs from base 30 to 428 and encodes 132 amino acids. NCBI's taxonomy places the organism in Eukaryota, Metazoa, Chordata, Actinopteri, Perciformes, Gasterosteidae. The record is from RefSeq and is a predicted model, not a curated record. Gene Ontology annotation, biological process: fatty acid transport.